Molecule: messenger RNA, 1218 nt
Organism: Ogataea polymorpha
Lineage: Eukaryota; Fungi; Ascomycota; Pichiomycetes; Pichiales; Pichiaceae
Exons: 1
Coding region: 1-1218 (405 amino acids)
Molecular function (GO): protein binding
Source: RefSeq, a predicted model, not a curated record
AUGGAUUCUUCAGCCACGCGGCUAGAUCCGCAGCUUAUUGGACAGCUCAAUGAUCACUCCAGAUGUGUAACGCUUGCAGACUUGCCGAAAGAACUACUGGAUAAGAUUUUAGGCUACGUUGAAUCAUUUGACUAUAUCCCUUUUCUGUUGAGUUGCAAGACCGUCUACCAUAAAUGUCAUUUGACUUUAUUUCGUCUCAAGCCAGUUAGAUUGCAAUACACCGGCAGCAGUUAUAACUUCCGAUACAAUAGGAAUCUUCAGACAACAUGGAAUUUAUUGCAGCACAUGUCAAAUAACCCAGAAAUCUACGCCCAAGUGAAGGUAUUUCAGCUAAAAAACAGUGUUUCAGUGAAGGAGUCUGUGAAGCCUCCAGUGAAGUCAAGAAACGGUCACAGUCGUGGCAAACGCUUUAGCCUAAAGGUAGACUACAGCAAGAUCCCCAGCUCCUUGAUUUCGGUGCUACCAAAUUUUGUAAAUUUGAGAUAUAUAAAAGUGGACAUUGAAAACUUCACAUUUUUGAGAGAUCUUCUGGAAGCUCUUCCAAUCACGCUGAAGGGCCUCAACAUCAAUAUCAAUGUCGCAAAUCCCAGAUUUAAUGCCAAGGAGACACAGAUGCCUGAUAUAAAAUGCAGGGGUCUAAAGACUCUGGCGUUUCAUUCUACCAGCAAGGAGCCAAUGAUUUACGGCAAACUGAAAAGCAGGCACGUGAUGAAAGUACCCAGCAGGUACCUCAUGGAAGAAAGCACGUUUUCAGAUUUGAUUCGGGAAAAAUUCGAGCACGAUGAUCGAAGUAUUAAGAAACAACCAAACCUCAAGUAUUGUGGCGAAAUGAUGGCCCUAUUGAUCCAACAGAAUGUGUCCACUUUCUACUCAAUUGAUAUCCGGGGAAUUGAUGCUACGGUAAUUUUCUUGAAUCGAUUCGUGGACUGUCAGAUGAAGAAUUUGCGCGUCAUCAAGCUGUGCAACCUCUCAAUCCCAAGACUUCGGUGGUGGCUCCCUACUUUGGAGCAAAGCAAUUUGAACAAGCGACAAUUCAUGCCAAGCAAUUCGGAGCUCUCCCUGCCUCCUAUAGUGGUUGUAUUUUCCAAGCUAUUCACUAGUCCACCUCAGAACAGGGAUGUACAAUGCCGAGCAAGGUUUUUCGGUGAUCCCGAGGAUCGGUGGUUUAGCAUGGGCGGCGAGGCUACUGAAUUCUGGGAAGAGAUUCACUAUCAAUAA